Molecule: messenger RNA, 1671 nt
Organism: Entamoeba dispar SAW760
Lineage: Eukaryota; Evosea; Mastigamoebida; Endamoebidae
Exons: 1
Coding region: 1-1671 (556 amino acids)
Source: RefSeq, a predicted model, not a curated record
AUGUCAACAAAUCAAUUCACGGUAGAACCAUCGAGAAACGACUUUAUACACCUUAAUGAAGCUCUGAAAACAAACAAACCACUCCACUUCACGUCUCGGUAUUUAUAUCUAACUCUAUGGGGAGACGAGAUAAAAAACAACAUCCAAUUUAAAGAAGUGGUCGAUCGAAUGGCGGGAGCAACGAGCAACGUACAGUACGCACACGUGUCUCCCGUAGAACACGAUGAUAUUAAUCCAAGACCACACCAGCACAUGCUAAUAGUGCUAAAACGUCCAAAGUCGUUUAAAGCAAGACCCAUUAUAACACACGCAGAUGGAACCAAACAAACCUUUUGGUAUUCAAGGGUCAAUUCAUACACUUCCAGGACCGGCGAUAUCUCCGCGCUAGUAAAAUAUAUAACCAAGAAAGGCAAAGGCAUAUUCCAAGGAGAUCCAGAUAAAAAGGAAGAGCUCAAACAGACUUGGAUCAAUGCCUUAAACGACAUGGAUUCAUAUAGAGACUAUAAAGAGCUAGAACAGAACCUAAUGGAAAUUAAUGCAGAAAAAUACAUCCAACAGGAAGGACGCAUUAAGGCACGUUGGAUGAGAAAAAAUGCAAGAAGAAUUGAUAUGGAACAGUACACAAAAACAGAUUUAUUACCAUGGAGAGAGGACAUGGAAGAAAUUAAAACAAUUAGAAAAUGGAUAAAAUGCGCCUCUGGAGAUCGCUAUCGUAUGGGCAAUUUAUUCAUAGUAGGAUCGACUAAAACGGGGAAAACAGAAUUCGCUGUUCAGGAAAUAUUUAUGAAAUAUAACACGUUUAUGCUGCGCGGAGAUUCGCUAUUUGAUACUUACGACGACGAACAACAUUACAAAUUUAUAUUAUUUGACGAUAUUAACUACGAUAAAAAUACCAUUCGUCUAAUUAAAGCAAUAACUUCAACAAUAAACAAGAAAACCGUCGUAAACAUAAAGUAUUCAAAGGCAAUAGUAACAGCGAGACCUUGCAUACAUUUGCUUAAUCAAAAAGAGUACGAGAACGUAGUAAAUCUGAUGAGAGAAAAUGGAGGUUACUCAUGGUGGAGAAGAAACUCAUUAACAGUAUUUUUAGAUAAAAAGAUUUAUAAAGACCCCCAAGAAUCUGAAAAUUCAUCAGAAAACAUGCAAGAACAAGAAACAAAUUACGACCCCCAAAAGGACCUCGAAGAGAAAUACAAUGCUUUGGAAGAAAAAGAUGAAGAUACUACUAUACAAGAAGAAUACGCACCAGAGCACGUCUCGUUUUAUAAUAGAGUGACGUCACUACUGGAAGAACUGGGCUAUGAUGAUGAUUUCUUAUCCAACUUAGACGAGAAGAUAAAGGAAAAGAAAAAGAAUAAUCCUCGCUUAGAAAAAACGCUAAGAGAAUCACAACAAGACAAUGAAAGUAUGCAAGAAGAGUGGAACAAUGACUUAGAGGAAUAUCAAUCUUCCAAUCCUCUUGGAAUACCAAAAGAAGACUUCAAAGACUUCGAAAAAGAGACCAUGUCUUCUUACGAAAAACAGAGAAAUAGUUACUUUGCAAGACACAUGGAUUCUUCAUCUGAUGAUUACGAUGAUGAUGAAGAUUAUGAAGAUGAAGAAAUGAACAAUCCAAUGGAACAUAGACCAUUCGGAGGAAAAGAUAAUGAUAUGGAUAUCAUCUACGAUUAA